AUGACAGGACGCAUCAGCGAGGCUAUUCAGCAGGACCACAACGAGAUCGAGGCUUGCUUCGAGAAGAUCGUCCACUCGUCCAGCAGAGACGAACAGACCCGAUUCCAGACUCUCUUCACAUGGGAACUGGCCCGCCACCUGGUCGGCGAGGAAAUCGUCGUCUUCCCAGCGUUGGAGAAGCAUCUUCCAGACGGCCGGUCCAUGGCAGACACCAACCGCAAGCACCACCACCACAUCAAAGAGCAGUUGAAGCAGUUCCAGAGCAUGAGUGCAUCAAAUGUCGACUUUCUCCGCACGCUCGAUUCUCUGAUGACCACCACCUUGCUGCCACACAUGAGAGAAGAAGAGGCCAACGACUUGUCCAAGCUGGAGGAUGUGCUGUCCCAUCACGACAGCCUCAAGCUCGCCAAAGCCUUCAGCCGGACAAAGAUCUUUGCCCCCUCACGCUCGCAUCCCCAUGUGCCAGACAAGCCUCCCUUUGAGACGGUUGUCGGCCUCUUGGCGGCGCCCAUCGAUCAGCUGGCUGAUUUGUUCCGCAAAUGGCCCCAUGAAGGCCAACCAGGAUGA
Messenger RNA from Penicilliopsis zonata CBS 506.65, 567 nucleotides. RefSeq lists its product as hypothetical. Lineage: Eukaryota; Fungi; Ascomycota; Eurotiomycetes; Eurotiales; Aspergillaceae. Bases 1 to 567 code for a protein of 188 amino acids. The record is from RefSeq and is a predicted model, not a curated record. The transcript is spliced from 2 exons.